This is a messenger RNA of Ascochyta rabiei, 1029 nucleotides long. RefSeq lists its product as uncharacterized. Bases 1 to 1029 code for a protein of 342 amino acids. Gene Ontology annotation, molecular function: hydrolase activity. The record is from RefSeq and is a predicted model, not a curated record. NCBI's taxonomy places the organism in Eukaryota, Fungi, Ascomycota, Dothideomycetes, Pleosporales, Didymellaceae. The transcript has 2 exons.
AUGGCUGACAGCGAGAUUGCAACACGAGCGCCUGAGAGUGAUGCGCAGGAGAAGUCUGUCGAGAAGUCUGCUGAUCAGUCUUCUGAGCGGCCGGAAGGCGCAGAGCAGAGCGUGUUUCCUGGCGACACACCUGCGCAGACAGGGCCAACUAUGGGCGAACACUGCACUACAGACCGACCAACUCCUGCCGGCGAAGUGCCCACAGGCGAGCUUACGACACUUGGCGGCGUCGAAUGCUACAUCACGAAACCCUCCGAUUACCCGCACGCUCCAUCGAAGCUCCUCCUUCUCCUCACAGGCGGCACUGGCGUCAAGUCUACCAACAAUCAGCUACAAGCCGACAAGUAUGCUUCUGAGGGGUACCUGGUGGUCAUGCCCGAUCAGUUUGGCGGCGAACCAGCCACAAGCACUGUUAGCAUGGAAGAAGUCACAGAGAAGACGUCGUGGCUGGAUACCAUCAAGCUGAGAGCAGCUGAGGGCAUCAAGGCCUUCACAAUUGACAUGUGGCUUGCACGACACACACCGGAAAAGGUCUUACCGAUCCUGCACAAGGUCGUCGAGGGCGCAAAGGAGGAGUUUGCAGACGCUGUUGCGAAUGGCGGUGGUGUGUACGGCGUGGGGUACUGCUUUGGCGCCAAGUACAUCCUCAUGCUGGCUGGUGAGCUCCCCGAAACGGUUGGAUGGGGUCAAGCAGCUUCAGGAGACGAAGAACAGGGGACUGUCAAGAAGGCACCAGUAUUGAAGGCAGGAGCAGUCGCGCACGGCACAAUGGUCUCCAAAGAGGACCUUGACGCUGUACGGUCACCGGUCUACAUUGCAGCUGUCAAGGACGACCCGUUGUUCUCAGAAGACGAGGUCCUGACGCCCGGCCGAAGAGCACUGGAGACCAACCAUGUGGAGCACGAGGUCCAGAUCUUCGACGGAGUGCCACAUGGCUUUGCAGUCUACGGAGAUUACGAGGAUCCCAAGAUCAAGCACGAGCAAUCGCAGGCCUUUGGACAAAUGCUUUCAUGGAUCCAGGGCCACUGA